Chionomys nivalis (European snow vole) is the source of this 5846-nucleotide messenger RNA. It is a transcript of the gene Slc12a6, whose product is annotated as solute carrier family 12 member 6. The coding region runs from base 147 to 3599 and encodes 1150 amino acids. Gene Ontology annotation, biological process: chloride transmembrane transport; chemical synaptic transmission; potassium ion import across plasma membrane. The transcript has 26 exons. The record is from RefSeq and is a predicted model, not a curated record. Gene Ontology annotation, cellular component: membrane. NCBI's taxonomy places the organism in Eukaryota, Metazoa, Chordata, Mammalia, Rodentia, Cricetidae. Gene Ontology annotation, molecular function: potassium:chloride symporter activity.
AGAAGAUUAGCAUCGUUUUGUUCUCAUUUUGUUUUCCAAAAAUUAUUUUUCAGUUACUGGUUGUGCACUUUAUAAAACAGUUGGCUUGAAUUCUAAGUGGAAGGAUUCUUAAUUGGGUUUUUGUGGGAUGUAAAUCAAGGGGGAAAAUGCAUCCUCCAGAAGCCACCGCCAAGAUAUCUUCAGUUCGGUUCAUGGUGACACCAACAAAGAUUGAUGACAUUCCAGGUUUGUCAGACACAAGCCCGGACCUCAGCUCGCGAUCUAGUUCCCGAGUAAGAUUUAGCUCCCGAGAAAGUGUGCCAGAAACAAGCCGUAGUGAGCCUAUGAGUGAACUGUCUGGCGCCACUACUUCUCUGGCAACUGUGGCCCUAGAUCCUUCCAGUGACCGGAUUUCUAACCCCCAGGAUGUUACUGAGGACCCGAGUCAGAACUCCAUCACAGGGGAGCACAGCCAGCUGUUAGAUGAUGGACAUAAGAAAGCUCGAAAUGCUUAUCUCAACAAUUCCAACUAUGAAGAAGGAGAUGAGUAUUUUGAUAAAAAUCUGGCACUCUUUGAGGAAGAAAUGGACACCAGACCAAAGGUGUCAUCUCUCCUCAACCGCAUGGCCAACUAUACUAACCUGACACAGGGAGCAAAGGAGCAUGAAGAGGCGGAGAACAUCACUGAAGGGAAGAAGAAGCCUACCAAGAGCCCACAAAUGGGUACUUUUAUGGGUGUCUACCUCCCAUGUCUACAAAAUAUUUUUGGAGUGAUCCUCUUCCUGCGUCUUACCUGGGUAGUGGGCACAGCUGGAGUCCUUCAGGCCUUUGCGAUUGUUCUUAUCUGCUGCUGCUGUACAUUGUUGACUGCCAUCUCCAUGAGUGCCAUUGCCACUAAUGGAGUGGUGCCAGCUGGGGGCUCAUACUUCAUGAUUUCCCGGGCCCUGGGCCCAGAGUUUGGCGGGGCUGUUGGCCUCUGCUUUUAUCUGGGCACCACGUUUGCAGCAGCCAUGUAUAUUCUUGGUGCCAUUGAAAUUUUUCUGGUAUAUAUCGUCCCUCGAGCUGCCAUCUUCCGCAGUGAUGAUGCACUCAAGGAAUCAGCAGCCAUGCUAAAUAACAUGCGUGUCUAUGGCACAGCCUUCUUGGUCCUCAUGGUCUUGGUGGUAUUCAUUGGCGUACGCUAUGUGAAUAAGUUUGCCUCACUUUUCCUGGCCUGUGUAAUUGUGUCCAUUUUGGCUAUCUACGCUGGUGCCAUCAAGUCUUCCUUUGCUCCACCACACUUCCCGGUCUGCAUGCUGGGCAACCGCACCCUUUCAUCAAGACACCUUGACGUUUGCUCUAAGACCAAGGACAUUAACAACAUGACAGUGCCAUCAAAGCUAUGGGGAUUCUUCUGUAACUCAAGUCAGUUUUUUAAUGCCACCUGUGAUGAGUACUUUGUUCACAAUAAUGUCACCUCAAUCCAAGGCAUUCCUGGGCUGGCUAGUGGUAUCAUUACUGAAAACCUUUGGAGUAAUUAUUUACCAAAGGGUGAGAUCAUUGAAAAGCCAUCAGCCAAGUCAUCUGACGUCUUGGGCAACUUAAACCAUGAGUACGUCCUUGCUGAUAUCACCACCUCCUUCACUCUGCUGGUGGGGAUCUUCUUUCCUUCUGUCACAGGUAUCAUGGCUGGGUCAAACAGAUCUGGAGAUCUGAAAGAUGCUCAGAAGUCCAUUCCCAUUGGAACCAUCCUUGCCAUCCUGACCACAUCCUUUGUGUAUUUAAGCAAUGUUGUCCUUUUUGGCGCAUGUAUUGAAGGAGUUGUUCUCAGAGACAAAUUUGGGGAUGCCGUGAAAGGUAAUUUGGUUGUUGGCACCUUAUCUUGGCCAUCCCCAUGGGUGAUCGUUAUUGGCUCCUUCUUUUCAACGUGUGGGGCUGGACUUCAGAGCCUCACAGGUGCACCUAGGCUGCUCCAGGCUAUUGCCAAGGACAACAUCAUACCAUUCCUUAGGGUUUUUGGUCACAGCAAAGCCAAUGGGGAACCUACCUGGGCCUUACUUCUAACUGCUGCCAUAGCAGAGCUGGGAAUUCUCAUCGCCUCCCUGGAUCUCGUUGCCCCAAUUCUUUCAAUGUUUUUCCUCAUGUGUUACCUCUUUGUGAACUUGGCAUGUGCCUUGCAGACAUUACUCCGAACCCCCAACUGGAGGCCCCGAUUCCGCUACUAUCACUGGGCCCUCUCUUUCAUGGGAAUGAGCAUCUGUCUAGCUCUGAUGUUCAUUUCUUCCUGGUAUUAUGCCAUUGUAGCUAUGGUAAUUGCUGGCAUGAUCUACAAGUACAUUGAGUACCAAGGGGCUGAGAAGGAAUGGGGCGAUGGCAUCCGGGGGCUGUCCCUCAGUGCUGCUCGCUUUGCUUUGCUCCGCCUGGAGGAAGGACCUCCUCAUACUAAGAACUGGAGGCCUCAGCUGCUUGUAUUGCUGAAGCUGGAUGAAGACUUACACGUCAAGCAUCCUCGCCUCCUCACCUUUGCCUCCCAGCUCAAGGCAGGAAAGGGACUCACUAUUGUGGGCUCUGUCAUCGUGGGGAACUUCCUGGAGAACUAUGGGGAAGCUCUGGCCGCAGAGCAGACCAUUAAGCACCUAAUGGAGGCAGAAAAGGUAAAAGGAUUCUGCCAGCUGGUGGUGGCUGCCAAGCUGAAAGAGGGCAUUUCACACCUCAUCCAGUCCUGUGGCCUUGGAGGCAUGAAGCACAACACAGUGGUGAUGGGCUGGCCCAAUGGCUGGCGUCAGAGUGAAGAUGCUCGCGCUUGGAAGACUUUCAUUGGCACAGUUCGAGUGACAACUGCUGCCCAUCUAGCCCUGCUGGUGGCUAAAAAUGUCUCCUUCUUUCCCAGCAAUGUGGAGCCAUUUUCUGAGGGCAACAUUGAUGUGUGGUGGAUUGUGCAUGAUGGGGGCAUGCUCAUGCUGCUACCCUUCCUACUGAAACAGCACAAGGUAUGGAGAAAAUGCGGCAUAAGGAUCUUCACAGUGGCCCAACUCGAAGACAACAGUAUCCAGAUGAAGAAAGAUCUGGCCACCUUCCUGUACCAUCUGCGCAUUGAGGCAGAAGUGGAAGUGGUGGAGAUGCAUGACAGUGACAUAUCUGCCUAUACAUAUGAGCGCACCCUCAUGAUGGAGCAGAGGUCCCAGAUGCUCCGGCACAUGCGACUGUCUAAAACAGAACGAGACAGAGAGGCACAGCUGGUGAAAGAUCGAAACUCAAUGCUACGCUUAACUAGCAUUGGUUCUGAUGAGGAUGAAGAGACAGAAACUUACCAAGAGAAGGUACACAUGACAUGGACCAAGGAUAAGUACAUGGCAACCCGGGGGCAAAAGGUCAAGUCAAUAGAAGGAUUCCAGGACCUACUUAAUAUGCGUCCGGACCAGUCCAAUGUGAGACGUAUGCACACAGCAGUGAAGCUCAAUGAAGUCAUAGUUAACAAGUCCCAUGAAGCCAAACUGGUUUUGCUGAAUAUGCCAGGACCACCCCGGAACCCUGAAGGUGAUGAAAACUACAUGGAAUUCCUAGAAGUACUCACCGAGGGAUUAGAGAGAGUCCUCCUUGUCCGGGGUGGUGGCAGUGAAGUAAUCACCAUUUACUCCUAAUCAGCUUGUGGAAGAUUCUCCUUGGUCUUACCUUCACUAAGACUCAUCACCCAUGGAGAUGACAGCUCUUUCCUACCACUCCCACUCUACUCUUGCGGAGCUGAGCCCCAACUAUGCUCUUGGACAACAUGAUCUGCCAUCCCAGCAGAGGCAAAUAUUCCCUUACGAUCAGAACGGCCAAGUCCUAAAAGCUAUUUCUAUGGCAGGAGAAGGCAAGCCAAAAUUAACAAGCUAAGCCAAAGGGAACCUUUUGGCACUGCUGAAGGUAGUGAGUUAGUAAAACAUAUGGUAGAAACUAAACUAAAAACAAAAAAACAAGUUAAUAUCCAACAUUAAGGAUGAGUCUCAGAAGACAUGGUUCAAUGACGACCCUAGAGAGGUGACAGCCAGUCAGCCUCACCUUAGCAAAAAAUGAGCGGCCAAGUAAACGUUACCAUUGUUGGAGAUAGCCUGCGGCAAACAAAGUGAAAAUUUAGGAUACUAAUAUACAAAACCUGAAAAAUAGCUGCAGCUUCUACUUUUACUCAAAAAAUCAGAUCCCCCAGAUACUAAGUUUUACUGUCUGUGCUGUGCCACUGUAUAUUUCAACGGUGUUUCUUUUAAAACCCAUGCUGUGGUUGUAAUGCAGACAGUGUUACUAUGGAAAAAGGUUUUUGAAAGGUAAGAUGUUUUUCUGGUUUUCAAAUGGCUAGACAGGAUUCCAGAGAGUACUAUUAAAAUGUGCAGAAAUAGAGUCUGUGGUUAGCUCUGCGACACAAAGCACACAAUGUAUUAUCUUAAGAAUUGGAGGUUGUUAAGCAACUUAACCAGGAGGGUCUCUUCUUUUAUCCUUAGUAGGCACUGGUUUAAAACAAAAAAAAAAAAAAAAAAAAAAAAACAAAAAAAAAAAAAAAAAAAGCUUUAAGUAAGGGACAAGAGACAAUAGGAGUGUGUACUGUUACCUCCAAGGGCUCCUGGCUUUAGAGGGGUUCAGCAGUGGAACUGGGCAUGUGGGAGCCAUACCCUUUACACGGUGCCAAAAUUAUCUGUCUAAAGUGGCAGACAGGUUCGUAUUGGCCUGACAUAAGCAGCUUUUCUUUCACAAGAAAUCAAUCUGUGGCCUCUUCACCAAAGCCAUAGUGGAGACUUGAGGCACUCGCCUCCAUGCCCAAAGCUGAGCUAGCCCCCUUGCAAUGUUAUUCUUCACUCGGACUCCAGAAACUUGGCUCUGAACCAAGUGGUUCCCUAAGCCAAUGAUCUGCUCUGUCAGUUUUGUUUCCAGAAAUCUCUAAAUGUGCCAAGGAAAUACUUGUGUAAGCUCAGCUUAUUUUUCUAAUUUAUCGAUCAUGAACACCCGGCUUACCAGCAUAGGAAGUUUUUGUGGCUAAGCAGUAAUUUCAAGUAUGUGAAACCUUCAUAUUCUUUACAAGAUAGUUAAGAGACUGUCUUCCUGCUUACAUACAUGACUGCUUUUAAAUUCCCCUUAUGGUAAAUUUGCCACAGUCCAUACCCUGGAGGAAUGGAACACCCAAAAUUCAUCCCGAGACAGAAGACCCUCAAAUAUGGCCUAAGAAGCUGAGUCAUGAGAUUUGUUCUUAACCCCCACACACACCCGCCCGCCACUCAAGGUAGCAUAGAGGAUGCAAAAUCUUUUCCUGCUCCUCCCAGCAGAGGGUAAAAAAUGUCUCCAGUUCCUUUCCAACACUCAGUUAUAUAGUUGAGUAUAGUCCCCUAGACUCCAAGGUAUUAAACACCCAUUCUGUAAAAACCAGCCUGCCCAGGAACUGCCUAACACAUCUACCCCGACCAAAGUGAUACCACCUUUUUAGCUAUCAAACAAAUAUGGACAGAGAAUAAAGUUAACUUUUAGAAAGGCUGUGGUUAGAGCUGUGUAAGAAUCUUUUAAAGGGUAAGAAAAUUAGUAGCUAUUAAUAUAGCUAUUACUUCAGUCCCUAAAGCAUAAAAUCACUGUUACAUGGAAAAAUGGUUAUUAGGCCAGAUUUAUACUCAUCUCUGUCUAGAGCAUUUCAUGUCUAUGUGUUGCUUAUGUUGUCUGUCUGCAAAGUGUCUUUAUCUCUUUUAAUCACUGCAAAUAAAGCAAUACUGAAAACUUGAGAGAAAAUGCACCUUAGGGGAAGGGGCCAAAUGUUUCUAGAGGGAAGAGAAAGACCUUCUCCUGCCUUCUUAGAAGACCCAGCUUGUGUGUCUUAUCUAUGCGUUAUCAGGCAGGCUGUAACAUUCAUUCUCCCCCAGCUGGCCCUCAGCCUU